CUCAGCAAUUAGCUCUUCUGUUUAUCUGCGAUUUUUUCGUCCUCUCUCUCUCUCUCUCUCGAUCUUCACGGCCAAGGUCUCUUUUCCAUCUCCCUCUCUCUCGCAAAAAAAUAGGGUUUCCAGCUUCAAGCAUCUCUCUCUAUCUGUCUGUCUGGAUUUUACAGAUCUGUGCAGCUCUUGCUUCGAGCUCUGCUGAAUCUCUUUCUUCGACAUGUUUUGGAAGAUCACAUCUCUCUCUGCCUCCUCACCCGUGGAGUCACUAUUGGACAAGGAGAAUUUCACUUUGGAAGAGCUUUUGGAUGAAGAAGAAAUAAUUCAAGAAUGCAAAGCAUUAAACAGUCGGCUCAUUAACUUUCUACGGGAUAGAGCCCAGGUGGAGCAGUUAUUGGGCUAUAUUGUUGAAGAAGCCCCAGAGGAUGCUGAAAGCAAACGAGUCUUCAAGUUUCCAUUCAUUGCCUGUGAGAUCUUCACAUGUGAAAUUGAUGUUAUUUUGAAAACUUUGGUUGAGGAAGAGGAGCUGAUGAAUUUGCUCUUCUCCUUCUUGGAACCUAAUCGUCCGCAUAGUACCUUGCUGGCUGGGUAUUUUAGCAAGGUUGUUGUAUGCCUUAUGAUACGGAAGACGGUCCCACUUAUGAAUUAUGUCCAAGCUCAUCAGGACGUUUUUCGCCAUUUGGUUGAUUUGAUAGGAAUUACAUCUAUCAUGGAGGUCUUGGUUCGACUUGUAGGCUCCAAUGACCAUGUGUAUCCCAACUACGUAGAUGUUAUGCAAUGGUUGGCUGAUAGCAAUCUGCUAGAAAUGAUUGUGGAUAAACUGAGUCCAUCAAGUCCUCCUGAGGUUCAUGCUAAUGCGGCUGAAACACUAUGUGCCAUAACACGAAAUGCCUCAUCAGCCCUGGCCUCCAAACUUUCUAGCCCAAGCUUUGUUGCAAGGAUAUUUGGUCAUGCAUUGGAAGACUCGCAUUCGAAAUCUUGCCUUGUCCACUCGCUUUCUGUUUGUAUUUCAUUGUUAGACCCAAACAAAUCUGCAACAGCUUCUCCCAUGUUUCAUUCUUUUCGAAUUCAACAUAUGUAUGAGCCUCCAAUCUCUGUGAACCCUGAGACGAUUGGUGCAAUGCUCCCCAAACUUGGUGACUUGCUUACACUUCUGAUUGUGUCAUCUGAUGAGAAGAAACUGCCUACAACGUAUGGAGAAUUGAGGCCUCCUCUUGGGAAGCAUCGGUUAAAGAUUGUGGAGUUCAUUGCUGUGCUAUGGAAAACUGCCAAUGAUUCUGCAGAGAACGAAUUGGUCAGCUCAGGGACCAUUCGACGAGUCAUUGAUCUUUUCUUCGAGUAUCCAUUCAAUAACUCGCUGCAUCACCAUGUAGAGAGUAUCAUAUUGUCAUGCUUGGAAAGCAAGAGUGAUGGUAUCGUCAAUCAUCUUCUUCGAGAGUGUGAUUUGAUUGGAAAGAUUCUCCAAACAGAUAAACAUCCUAUACUUUCUGGUGACAGUAAUCAGCCAACAAUACCUGCUGCUGGAAAACAGAUGCCUCGCAUAGGAAACCUUGGACACAUUACACGAAUUUCUAAUAAGCUUGUUCAGUUGGGAAACAGUCAGACCCACAUUCAGGCAUGUCUUCAGGAAAAUAGUCAAUGGAAUGAGUGGCAGGCUACCAUUCUGCAGGACCGCAAUAUGGUUGAAAAUGUCUAUCGAUGGGCUUGUGGUCGUCCGACCGCAUUGCAAGAUAGGACAAGGGACAGUGAUGAUGAUGAUCUUCAUGAUAGAGAUUAUGAUGUAGCGGCCCUAGCAAAUAAUUUGAGCCAGGCCUUUCGCUACAAAAUCUAUGGGAAUGAAGAUGCUGAAGAGGACCAUGGAGCUCUUGAUCGUGAUGAUGAGGAUGUAUACUUCGACGACGAAUCUGCCGAAGUUGUAAUAUCAUCCUUGAGGCUAGGCGAUGAUCAAGGGAGUAGUCUUUUCACGAAUUCAAACUGGUUUGCAUUCCAAGACGACAGAAUUGGUAGUGCACCUGUGAGCACAUCAGAGAUAAUGGAUGAGAUAAACUUAAAUGGAACUUCAAAUGGUGGUAACAGCAGCAGUGAUGAUGAAGUGGUGGUUGGUGAGGACGAGGAGCUGGCUGAAAGUAAAGACCCUGUCAAUGGGACUUCAAGUUCCAAUACGAACUUCCCGAACGGGUUUACUGGGAGUGGUUCCAUGAAUGGUGGGCUUUUGAACAAGGAAAAUGAACUAGCGAGUGCUUCCCAUGAUAUGGGCUUCUUCAGGUUCGAGACAUCUGCUGGUGAGGAGUUGUUGGAAGCUAGGCCUCUCCCUGAUUGGGUGGGAUGGGGCGAUUCAUCAGAUGUGCAAGUUGGUGGUGCAAGUGUGAACCCAUUUGAGGAUCACUACAAUUCAGACACCAAUCCUUCUGGUCAAGCACAAUUAGUAACUUCCGAUGCUAGUUCCUUUUCACGUGAAGUAUCCAUAAUUCCAAAUGGCUCUCCAACCACGACAGCUUCUAGUGAUAGUUCAGUAGGUAUUGAUUCAAGUCAGAGGUCUACUGCUGUUCCAUCAUUGUUCGAAGAGGAUGUUGAGUUUGUAGGUGUUGAAUUAGAAGGUACCGAGAAGGCUAUGGAACAGGCUCUCAAGGAGGGAAUAGUUGGGGAAGCAGGGCCAUUGAAGAGAAACAUUAAACAGAAGGUGCCAGAGAAGGAGAAUUCUGAGGAGGGUGGACCUGGAAUGAAGGAGUUCAAUGAUGCCAAUUAUUGGAGGGUGGAUCAAGAGGUUACUGUGUCAGAGUAAUUGCGUUGUCUCUGCUUAGGGUUGUUUCAACCUUAAAAGUUUGAUCCGACGGGAUCAGGCCCUUUUUUCAGCAAAAAUAUGUACAGUAAUUUUGUUUCCAGAUGGAGACCAGGUGGUGGUGGGGGGAAGAUUGGAUGGCGGUAGGUUGUGUUCAUGGUUAUUGUUGUUUAUUAGUUAUUUUAAUUACUCUUCUUGUUGUUUAUGGUUCAAGGUUUUUGUUUCCUUCUGCUACUGAUUUAUGGGGGUUUCCCAGAUCCAUCAUAAUCCAUAUUUAUUAUUGCCAGAGAAAACACUCUUCUUUUUCAAUAUCUAUUUAUUAUUGGGCA
Molecule: messenger RNA, 3099 nt
Organism: Carya illinoinensis
Lineage: Eukaryota; Viridiplantae; Streptophyta; Magnoliopsida; Fagales; Juglandaceae
Product: serine/threonine-protein phosphatase 6 regulatory subunit 2-like
Exons: 20
Coding region: 212-2773 (853 amino acids)
Molecular function (GO): protein phosphatase binding; protein phosphatase regulator activity
Source: RefSeq, a predicted model, not a curated record